AUGGCACAGCGGUUGAGCAAAAGUAUCCACAAAUUUGACAACUUUUAUCGUAGCAGCACAGCUCCACCCAAACUAGUCAACAUGAAAGCCGCCAUCAUCUUCGCCUGCCUCUUGGCUGUUGCCUUCGCUCGCCCCGAUGUCUCCAUCGUUCGUCAGGACUCUGAUGUUCAGCCAGAAAGCUACAACUUCGAUGUUGAAACUAGUGAUGGAACCCAACAUGCUUCAUCUGGUGUCUUGCAAAAUGUUGGCUCAGAUCACGAAGCCAUCGCCGUAAAGGGUUCCUACUCGUGGGUGGAUGAGAAGACUGGUGAGAAAUUCACCCUCACCUAUAUUGCCGAUGAGAACGGUUUCCAACCACAAGGUGCUCAUUUGCCAGUUGCUCCAGUUGCUUAA
Bactrocera neohumeralis is the source of this 393-nucleotide messenger RNA. Its product is annotated as larval cuticle protein 65Ab1-like. Gene Ontology annotation, cellular component: chitin-based extracellular matrix. The record is from RefSeq and is a predicted model, not a curated record. Gene Ontology annotation, molecular function: structural constituent of chitin-based larval cuticle. NCBI's taxonomy places the organism in Eukaryota, Metazoa, Arthropoda, Insecta, Diptera, Tephritidae.